UCAACAUCGGCACACUUUACCGAUAUUGUUCAGAAUGGGGCAAAAGCUUCAACAACGUUGCAAGAUGUCACAAAGAACUCUUGUAUGCCUCCUACAAACCCGAAUCUACAAUCUACAACAGAUAUUGCAAAAAUCCUUCCACAAUCGGUGCAAUUGUCCGAGUUAGGCAGAUGGUGCAAAUGCUUCAGGAUCGCAACAGGUAAUCGCAAACUCCUGUGGUAUCCUCCCCAAAAUCCCAAUCUCCAACCCGGAUCUGAUAUUACAAAAAAUUUUGCUCCCCUUUUCAAAAAAACCCCAUCAACUUCGCCUCCUUUGGUGUUCAUUUUUCCUUCGGCUCCUUCGAGCUCUUCGGAUACACAGUCUCCACAGCCGAUUGAAGGGGUCUCCUCUCCAAUGCCUUCAGCAUCCUAUUUUAGGCCAGCCAAACGGGUGGUUUUCAAUAACGGGGAACCUGGGAUGUAUUGGUCUUCUGAGGAAACUCAAACUCUCUCAAAGAAGUUCCACCAGACCUUAAUAGGAAAAUGCGCAUAUGGUUAA
Ilex paraguariensis (yerba mate) is the source of this 537-nucleotide messenger RNA. The record is from the annotation of a GenBank genome assembly. NCBI's taxonomy places the organism in Eukaryota, Viridiplantae, Streptophyta, Magnoliopsida, Aquifoliales, Aquifoliaceae.